AUGUAUGGUGUUGCAGAUCAGAACCUGCCGCCAGAGAGCGGACAACAGAAGACCUACCUCGGAGCCUUCAGGGUCACCGAAGGAGACAAGUAUAGGGGCGAACUGGCUGACCCCGAGACCACUCUCUUCAGCAAGGCAGCCAACAACUACCGGGAGUCGCUCAACCUUUGGCUGCGGAGGAGCAGGCUAAGGCCGGCCUUCAUGGGAUCUGACAUCCUGGCCUUCGAUGGGCAAGAAAACGAAGACUUGGUCGUCCACUUCACCCUUCGCUUCUCAACGAGAAGGAUGGACGUGGACGUGGAUUCCAUCAUAGCUGUAUUAUCGGAAGGUAGUCCUUAUCUUGGCAACAAGAUCAUCGAUCCAAAGAGUAUCACCCUGAUAGAGGACAAUGACGUGGACAAGCAGAACGCAAACGCUGAGGCAACUAGCACCGCUGAACUGACAACAACCACCGGUCAGCCAACGAUGAGGACCUGCUCCCCCAUGGAGUUCCGCUAUUGCCAACACACCGCCACGACCAAUGUUACCUCAUAUCCUAACAUCAUGGGCCAUAUGAAGAUAGAUGAUGUCAUGGCGAAUGUCAUAGCGUUUAGAGAACUGGUUGAUUCGGAAUGUUACCGACUCGCUUACGAGUUUGUCUGCCAAAUCUUGCAGCCACCCUGCUCUGAAAAUCUAGUCUUGCCGUGCCGCAGUUUCUGUAAGGAGUUCUGGGGUGGGUGCGGGUCUCGACUUCCGCCUCCAUUGCUACAAGCUCUCAACUGCUCCAACUUCCCCGAGUACAGUGCUGAAGAAGAAUCCCAUUGCCUCCCUAAGCCUGGCUGCUCUGAUGAUCUUGAGUCGAGAGGACUUGGGUCUCGGCUCUGCGACGGCGUUCCUGACUGUUCCGACCUCAGUGACGAGACAUCUUGCAACCACUGUCCUGCCGGCAGCCUCCAUUGCACUUCUUCAAAGGCUUGUGUUCAGCGACACUCUCUAUGUGACGGCAAUGCAGACUGCCCAGAUGGUAGUGACGAGAGAGGAUGCUUAUCCCUUGCACCAAACUUGAGCGGCCUGAAGAAGCUACGUAGCGUUCAAGCUAUGCACUAUUUUCCUCAAGGGAACGUGAUAUUCAUCGAGAAAGGACUGCACGGAAAGGUUUGUACAGAGAAUCUUAAUGAUUCGAUUCCCAAUGAAAAUCAAGACGUUGUGCUGAAUAGGAUAGGGACAUCGCUCUGUAAAGAUUUGUCAUUCAACAAAGUAAAGAGUGUUAAAAUUGAAAAAGAUAAAGAAAUAGAUUCAAUAUACGUCAAAAUGGCAGACCCAGCGGCUAGCGAAAUUAGUUUUAUACCGACGCAUUGCCCUAGCAAGCAGAUACUUUCUGUUGAAUGCAACAGUUUAGGUGAACAGAGCAAGGCCGAGUGGAUUGCAAGAGGAGGUACAACUCGAUUAGGAUCAACGCCACCUUGGCAGCAAGAGAGAUUGGUCGUUGGGAUGGUAAAGUCACCAGUAGAGGGCAGCACUGUUGUCCUUGUAAAACUGGAGAAACCAUUCUCUCCAUCGGACUUUGUCAGACCAAUCUGUGUUCCACAAUCUUCGGGACCAAUCGCUUCAUUAGAAGCAUGCAACAGUUUAGGUUGGACCAAAAACAGGACGGUGCUUCAGAGAGUAGAGCUCAAACUUAGCAACAUGGAACAGUGCUCGAAUAUAAGCAUCACUACGGUCAACAGCAUUUGCACUAAUUCUUUCAGUCAAGAUUGUAGCGUAAGUUCAAUAUAA
Nezara viridula (southern green stink bug) is the source of this 1755-nucleotide messenger RNA. The record is from the annotation of a GenBank genome assembly. Lineage: Eukaryota; Metazoa; Arthropoda; Insecta; Hemiptera; Pentatomidae.